Olea europaea var. sylvestris is the source of this 1416-nucleotide messenger RNA. RefSeq lists its product as uncharacterized. The record is from RefSeq and is a predicted model, not a curated record. Lineage: Eukaryota; Viridiplantae; Streptophyta; Magnoliopsida; Lamiales; Oleaceae. Bases 177 to 830 code for a protein of 217 amino acids. The transcript has 2 exons.
CUGAAAUCCAAGACAUUCGAGAAGAGCUGCAGAGGAGUGGACAUUGAUGCAUCUCCCUCUCUUCCUCUCUCUCUGUAUCCAUUUCUUCCUGAAAAUUCACAAAUACGCUGAAUGAGAGAAACCUACCAAGAAAUUUUCACUCUUAUUGUCUCUUGAAUCUCUGUGGGUGUGUAGAAAUGGCUGAAACUAGAGGGAAAAAGAAGAGAUUAUCGAUAAAUCUUUCAUUUCUUACACUCACUGAUCAUACAAAACCAAACGGGACCAACAAAUCUGUCAAGAUAUUUGAGGAGCCAGAUGGUGUUGUUGGGCUUCGCAUUCUUACCGCUUUGAAUGAUCGAAAUCUAGAAUCAGUCUUUAUGAAUUGUAGCAGAGAUGCAGUUGUUGCAAUUUCCCCCAAAUCGUGUACGAACCAUACUCCAGUUUUGAGUAACAAAAGUGUCGGUGAUAACAAAAACAAGAAGCUUAGUGCUGGGGAAAUGGAGCUGUCCGAGGAGUACACUUGUGUUAUUUCAUACGUGGGGGACAAUUUGAUCAAGAAAAGAGAGUACUUUGAUGCUGAUUUGUUGACAAAAAAUAGUGUGUCCGAGAGGGUUUCAAUUACUGGUGGCGAUGGUGGUUUUUGGGUAAGUUCAGGAAUGGUAUCUGAUUCUUCAGUGAGUCGCGGUGGCAAAACGGAUGCCUUUCAGACCGAGGAUUUUCUGAAUUCUUGCUUUCUUUGCAAGAAGAUGCUUCAUGGAUUGGAUAUUUUCAUGUACAGAACCCCAUGGUUUGGUUCACAGUGGUGGAUGAAUACCAUAAAAAGCACACCAAUUGGUUUCCACACAAGAUAGUUGAAUCGAUCCUAACAAGUCGAAUUAGAGCUAGGAUCAUGGGUUCGAGUCACAACUUUGUGUUGAGGGAGGGAUUGUUGGGAGAAACAGUACUGCUCUUAAAAGCCAAUCGAUUGGGUCACUUGAACGAUGGUGGUCAAAUGCCAUAAAAGGUUUCAACCCGCCCACAUUAGACACCAACUGGCUUUUAGAUGAGAUAGUUGAAAAUCGAGUCUAACAGUCUUGUUUCAAAUGGUUUAGGGUUCUUGUACUUUUUAUGCGAUUUACAAGGAGAAAUAUAAAGGCUAAUUGGUGAAUAGUGUAUUUAGCUGAAUCAUGUGUUGCUGUUGUUUAGGUGUAUUCAUAAAAAGUAAAUAGCAAGUUUAUUUGAUUGAUUUAAUGAACUAGUGGGAUAUUGUUUUUUUCACUUGGUUUUAGAACGAAUAUGAUGCCUAAAGGUGUAGCAGUAUGCAAUUCAUUACCUUCUUUAAGCUUCUGAUUGUGGCAUAACAAUAUUUUCCAAUAAUUUCACUAGAUUAUGGAUUGAUCGGGAGAUCAUGCUUUCAGAUAAGAGCUGAUUGAUAUUGAUCUCGCUGAGACUUCUUCA